Messenger RNA from Canariomyces notabilis, 2098 nucleotides. Its product is annotated as PLP-dependent transferase. Gene Ontology annotation, cellular component: cytoplasm. The record is from RefSeq and is a predicted model, not a curated record. Gene Ontology annotation, molecular function: carboxy-lyase activity; pyridoxal phosphate binding. The transcript has 5 exons. The coding region runs from base 305 to 1870 and encodes 521 amino acids. Gene Ontology annotation, biological process: carboxylic acid metabolic process. NCBI's taxonomy places the organism in Eukaryota, Fungi, Ascomycota, Sordariomycetes, Sordariales, Chaetomiaceae.
UGGCAAUAUUCUGAAUAUGUUGGGUUAUUGAUGAAUGCGGUACUUUCGCUGUCCUCAGCGGCGGUGGAGUAACGUUACCAAGGGGAUGCCGAGGCGACCUGUGGGGGGCCUCAGGCCGUGGAUCCGUCGACAAUGGACAUCAGUCAUACGCUAGUUUACACAGGAGCGAAAAACAAAAAAACGAGAUACUCCGAGUCGGUGCACUCAUAACCGAAGUGCGACUUCAAUUCUUCUUUCUACCUGGUCAACCCGAUCUUGUUGUCGUUGCGAACCUCUGGUCGAGAUUACAUAGCAGAGUCCAAGCAUGGAUGGAAUUCAAGGGGGGAAACCCCUGAGCCGAGCAGCCGAGGUUGAGCAUCUUAUUGAUGCUGUAAAAUCCCUGAUAAUCCCGUUCAUCCGGGACGCCGACGAAGCGGUGCCAUCCAGGGCAGCCGGGGAGCUGUUGGCCGACAGCCAAGGUGCGGUCCGGAAUACACUAGUUGACUCUCGGAGACCGGAGGAUCUGGUUAAGGAGCUUUCGUUCUCUUUGCCUGCCGGAGAAGGGCGCGGCGAGGUGGGAUUGCUCAAAACCAUCAAGGAUGUUCUGAAGUAUAGUGUCAACACCUGGGAUCAAGGCUUCAUGGACAAGCUGUAUGCGAGCACCAACCCACUUCUACUCUCAGUCCUAAACACUAAUGUCCAUGUCUACCAAGUUUCGCCAGCUUUAUCCGUGAUUGAAAGGCACACGGCCAAAACCCUGGCCAGACUUUUCGGCUUUACUGGUCCUCGCGCCGGUGGCGUAACAUGUCAAGGAGGCAGCUCCUCCAACCUCACGUCUAUCGUCAUCGCCCGCAAUAUACUCUACCCCGAAUGCAAGAUCAAAGGCAACAGCUGCGCCACGGGUCCCUUCGUUCUCUUCACAAGCGAGCAUGGUCACUACUCCGUAGAGAAGGCUGCCAUCACCUGCGGUCUCGGCUCAGAAGCGGUCUGGACUGUUCCCGUCGACGAGGCCGGCCGCAUGAAUUCCGAGGCGUUGCGGGCUCUCGUGCUGCGCGCCAAGUCAGAAGGCCGAACGCCGCUGUACGUCAACGCAACGGCCGGAACGACGGUUCUCGGGUCAUACGACCCGUUCGAGGAGAUCGCGGCCGUCUGCAAGGAAUUCAACCUCUGGCUGCACAUCGACGCCAGCUGGGGCGGACCGGCCAUCUUCUCGUCCAAGCAUCGCGGCAAGCUGGCCGGCUCGCACCUUGCCAACUCGCUCACCGUCAAUCCGCACAAGAUGAUGAACGUUCCCGUGACGUGCUCCUUCCUCCUCGGUCCGGACAUGGCAGUCUUCCACAAGGCCAACACCCUCCCCGCGGGCUACCUCUUCCACUCUGCAAGCACCCCGGAGGUGACAAAUGGCAGCACUGCCGCAGCGUUGAACGGCCACGCGGCUGGUAAUACUCCUCCGGAGAUCUGGGACCUUGCGGACUUGACCCUGCAGUGCGGCCGCCGCGCCGACAGCCUCAAGCUGGCGUUGAGCUGGAUCUAUUACGGCGCUGCCGGCUUCGAGCGGCAAAUCGAUGGCGCGUUUGAGCUCGCGGGAUACCUUGCCGACUUGCUCGUACAGAGGCACGAUUUUGUGCUGGUCUCGGAGAACCCGCCGCCGUGUCUGCAGGUGUGCUUUUACUAUGCCCCUGGAGGACGGCUGCCGGACGAGCCCGAAGAGAAUACGCGGCGCACGAGAGUCAUAGUGGAGAGGCUUGUCCCUAGGGGGUACAUGGUGGACUACGCGCCAGGCAAGAAGGGGAGCUUCUUCAGGGUGGUGGUGAAUUUCCAGACGCUGAAGGGGACAGUGGAGGGGUUGGUGAAGGCUCUUGUGGCUGUGGGGGAGGAGUCCACAUUGUGAAGGCCUUGGUCGUUAAAUGUGCAGGGUUCUUGCAUUGGGCAGCAUGUGGAACACCUGAAUUGGCUGGGGUUUUCCCAGGUCCUCAUCGGAGAGCCGAUUGGCAAUGGCGGACUUGAUACGGCAUCAAGAUCGAAAUAAACAUCGCAUUUGUCAUACGUAUAUCAUCUGCUUGAUCCAAUCUGUUCCACUCUGAGAAAGAAAUCUCCAGAAGCACCUGUACCAAGGCUU